Molecule: messenger RNA, 816 nt
Organism: Plasmodium malariae
Lineage: Eukaryota; Apicomplexa; Aconoidasida; Haemosporida; Plasmodiidae
Product: conserved Plasmodium protein, unknown function
Exons: 1
Coding region: 1-816 (271 amino acids)
Source: RefSeq, a predicted model, not a curated record
AUGCCAAUGCUGCUGCUCUUUUUCUCUGUUGUUGCCCUCCUUUUGAACAAGGGAGUACAGACCGAAAACGACAUAUCCGUAAAAGGGAGCUUAACAGUGGCAAACUUACAAAUAUCGUCAAAAGAUAAUAGAGAGAACGGAAUAACAUUUUGGAGUGAAGGAACGGAAUACAAGUUAGGACUAAAUGCGCAAAAUGAAUUUAUGAUAAGUAAAAAAAAUAAACCAUUGAUAAGUAUUGAUGAACAUGAUAAUUUAAAUUUUCUGAACCCCGAUUUAUCUGUUAAAGUGUUAAAUAUUGAAGGAAAUUUAAAAAUUAGGAGUAUUUCUCAAUUUCAGUUGGUUGUACACGAAAAUUUUGCAAAUAGCUCAAAUACAAAAGGAUGGUCAGGUGAAAAUUUUGAUAAUUUUACGUCUAUAUGUGGUGGAAUACAUUUAUUAGGUGGUUAUGGUAAACUGUCUAAGGGACGAAUUUAUAAAACUUUUGAAAAUAUUCCUAGUCAUACUCAAAUACGUAUUAAAUGUAAUUUUCAUUUUAUUGACAAUUGGAAUAAUCAAACAGCUUAUUUGAAAAUUGGAAGGGAUGAAAAAGAAGAUCUUUUUUAUGUUUGGACUGAUACACAUUCACAAGUUAAUAAAGAAAACUCUAUAAAUAUUUGUGGAAAUUCUACUGGAGAAUCCAAAUUUUUUUCAUUAAUUGAUGUUAUUAUACCUCACAAUUCGAGCAAAUUGAUUGUUGAGUUUGGUACUAACAUUCAAAAAGAUGAUCCGAAUGACAUUUCGUGGGGUAUUUCCAAUUUUCAGUUGUUCAUAGUAUGA